Messenger RNA from Rhinichthys klamathensis goyatoka, 3092 nucleotides. It is a transcript of the gene ptpn9b, whose product is annotated as protein tyrosine phosphatase non-receptor type 9b. The record is from RefSeq and is a predicted model, not a curated record. The coding region runs from base 76 to 2370 and encodes 764 amino acids. Gene Ontology annotation, biological process: protein dephosphorylation. The transcript has 13 exons. Gene Ontology annotation, molecular function: protein tyrosine phosphatase activity. Lineage: Eukaryota; Metazoa; Chordata; Actinopteri; Cypriniformes; Leuciscidae.
GCUUGACUGGCACCAGCGGCGCGUUCCCGUCAGCAGAGAGGGCGCGCCCGUAGACGUUGCUGCUCAGGCUUCAAGAUGGCGGAAGCCCUGACAACUCAAGAGGAGGUGGCGGUGGAGGAGUUUCUGGCUGAGCUGAGAUGUCGGGAACAGUCUCAGAAUGCAGAUCUUGUCAGUCAGAUGACAGCGGUUAAAUUCCUCAUGGCAAGAAAGUUUGAUGUUUCCAGAGCCAUUGACCUCUUCCAAGCUUACAAGAACACCAGAAUAAAGGAAGGCAUCUACAAUAUCAACCCAAACGAGGAGCCUUUAAGGAGCGAGUUACUCAGUGGGAAAUUCACAGUUCUGCCCGGCCGUGACGCGAAAGGUGCAGCUUUGGCACUUUUUACAGCACGUCUCCAUCGGCCAGACCUCACUACCCAUAAGGCUGUUCUUCAAGCCAUUAUAUAUCAGCUGGACAAGGCCAUUGAGAGUGUUCAGACACAGAGAGAUGGGCUCAUUUUCAUCUAUGAUAUGACUAACUCUACAUAUGCCAACUUUGACUAUGAGCUUUGCGUCAAGAUUUUGAAUCUGCUUAAAGGGGCUUUCCCUGCUCGUCUGAAAUGCGUCUUCAUUGUGUCGUCUCCGCUGUGGUUCCGAGCACCGUUUGCGGUACUCCGUCUGUUUGUGAGAGAGAAACUGAGAGAGAGGGUGUGCACUGUAAGAGCCCACGAACUGGUUAAUCACAUCCCGGUCAGCUCCCUUCCAGAACAUUUGGGUGGCUCGUCACAGUAUAGUCACAUUGCCUGGAUCCAGUCCUGUGUCAACUCCAGCCCCAAUAACCCCAAUAACUCUUCCUACGUCACUGCGGACUGCUUGGGCAGCCUGCUCCGCUCCUACUCCAUGGAGCAUGGGCAGAACACCUCAGCUGACCCCUUAACUGCCAAUACUUCUGGGGCCACCCUCCUGGGGGACGGACUGAACUCGAACUGCACCUUACUAGAUGACGGCAAUGCCAACCUGCAGAACCACAGGGCAGCAGGGCACACGCAUUGGAAUGGCUCUGUGCUGCCAGGUUCCGGGGGCAUUUCGGGGUCCAACGCCAAUGCCGUCAAUGGCCGUGGCCGUCAGCCGCCCCCACAGUCAGACACGCCACCAGACACGCCCCUACAUCACAAACACACAGCCGGUGCUAUAUUACCAAGGGGGGGAGGGACUAUGGGUGUGGAAGGAGCAUGUUUAGACGACAGUAGGCAGUGUGGCAAUGGUGCUGAGGACAGCCAACAGGAAAUGGAGUUUCUGGAAGAGGAAGUGGAUGGAGAUGGCAUUCCACCCCUCCCACUGAAAUCAAGGCCGCCACCCCUCCAUCACAGCCCCAAUCCAGAUAUGAGCUGGUUUCCAGGAACGACGACGGAAGCGGCUGCGUUGUCGGUGCACUUGGCUGAGCCAGGCGGAAUGAGCCUGCAGGAUCUGGUGCAGCACGUGAAACGCAAAAAGAAGAAGGGCAUUUAUCAGGAGUACGAGGAGAUCCGCAAGGAACCUCCUGCUGGAACCUUUGACUACUCUAAGAAAACCUCUAACCAGAUAAAGAAUCGCUACAGUGACGUCCUUUGCCUUGACCAAUCACGCGUUCGACUCUGUCCGCUCAAUGAUGAGGACGACGAGACGUCUGACUACAUCAACGCUAGUUUCAUGGAUGGUUACAAGAGGAGUAAUGCUUACAUCGCUACUCAGGGGCCUUUGCCAAAAACAUUUGGAGACUUUUGGCGAAUGGUGUGGGAGCAAAUGGUUUUAAUCAUUGUUAUGACUACAAGAGUUGUGGAGCGAGGCCGAGUGAAAUGCGGACAGUACUGGCCAUUAGAGGCUGGCCGCACUGAGGAUUAUGGGUACUUUUUGGUGAGAAAUGUCCAUAUUGAGAUGUUUCAGGACUUUAAGCUAUCACACUUGGAGCUCUUCAACACUCAGACAGGGGAAUGUAGGGAAGUGUCUCAGUAUCUCUACAUGAGCUGGCCAGAUUUUGGUGUUCCGAAGUCGGCGUCAGCCAUGUUGGAUUUCCAGGCACACGUGAAACGGAGACAAGAGUCCUCAUUACGAACACUGUAUCCUGAUUGGACGGGCCCCCCAGGAGGCCCCCCAGUGGUGGUGCACUGCAGUGCAGGCAUCGGCAGAACAGGCACGUUUUGUACUUUAGACAUUUGUCUCUCCCGUCUGGAGGACAUCGGGACAGUGGACAUUAAGCAGACGGUGCGUCGCAUGCGGACGCAGCGUGCCUUCAGCAUCCAAACCUGGGACCAGUACUACUUCUGCUACAAAGCAGUGAUCGAGUACGCCCAACAGAGCGGCCUGCUGCAGCCCGUGGAGUGGUCCGACACAGAGCUGGAGACCGACAGCGAGUGAAUCGGGGGAAAAACAGAACUCGCACGAGAGGGCGCAAGAGGCACAGAAGGAAAAGAAGUGGUCUUUUCCCCUCUCUGGGCUACAGGUAGAGACUCCACUGCCACCUCUUUUCUUCCGAGGAAGAUGCGGAGAUAAAGAAACGAGGAGCGGAGGAUGCUUUUAUCCUGCCACUUUUCAAGCCCUUCUUUUUACUCUGAUCUGGACGAGAUCAGAGACUGUGGCUUGGUGUACGAGUUGUAGCAUUUUUUUAUACAUCUAAAUCUAAAUACUGACUUGCACAUGUGGAAUGACAAACUUGAAAAAUCCAGUUUAUCGUAUUACCUGCUCAAAGUGUUGUCGAAAUUCAAUAUCACUCAACUUGGGGUUAAAUUGACACUUUUUAUCAAAGUGUAAGAACAUAAAACUUGAAUAUUUUUUUUUUUUUCUCUCUUCUCCGUCACAUUUAAAUAGCAAUUUAUUUGUGUCUGAACAGGUUCCAACAGUUUUCUUUCCUUUUUUAUUAUUUGUGUACUUCACCGUUAAACUAAUCUUCAAGCCAAAGGUAUGGUGUCGAAUGCUUGGAUGUAUCCGUAAUGAUCGUUGUGACUUAAACCCUUGUAUAUCUUGUAAUAUACAUUUAUAUAUUGUGCAUAACAACCUUUGAAAAGCCUUGUUUUAAUAUAAUACUCUUAACUUUCUUCAGAAUUAUGUGUAUCUAUAUACACAUCUCUCUCUCUCUCUCU